CACUGCACUUAAGCAACAAGCUAGUGCAGACGACCCUCGAUAGUACCUAUCCAGUCGAUCAGCUCGGAGCUCUCUGAUCGAUUCUAUUACAAGCUGCGGAAAUCUGCUGGUUUUGAUCGAUCGGGUAAGGAUGGACGGCGGUCUGGUGACGCAGAUCAUCAAUGUCCUGAACAGCAUCAGUACCAUGAUGAUGAAGGUUCCAAAGAACAAGAAGAAGUGCAGAGAGAUGCGUGGCCUCAUGGACGCGCUGCGCGAGGAACUGGAACCGCUAACCGAGGGGGUAAUGGACACCAGCGUGCAAGCAGCUUUACAGCGUUUCAAGGACACCCUGGUGAGCACGGAGACGGAAGUGAAGAAGCUCCAAGAUGGCAACGACUUGGUCCAAUUCUUUCAGGCCAAUCGCACGGCCGCUAAGCUGAACCAGCUGAGACAAGAUUUAUCACAGAGUAUGCUUCACUCUGCCCUCGUUGCCAGCGUCAGCACCACCAACCAGUUUCGCAGGAUGGAUCAGAAAAUAGAUUACGCUAUUUCUCUCCUUGAGUCUCUGCAAUCCAAGCAUCGCACUGAUGAUUCAACUAACGAUGCUACAAAUCAAAACAAAACGUCCACAAGAAGAGCAGGUUUACGCGACUACAGUUGGUCUGAUUUGGAUCGUUGCAAAACAUCGUCAUCACCAAUUUCUCAAAGUAACCAAAGUGCUGUCUACAAGGGUGAAUUAUACAAGAUGUCAGUUGCAAUCAAGGAAUUUCUUAACGUUAAGACAGGCACCAAGAAACGCUUUGUUAAUGAGCUUAGAAUGAUUUUGAAGCUCCGGCAUAGAAACAUUGUUGAAUUUCUGGGAUAUUGCUUUGAAAGCGAUGAUAUUUUGGUGGUGGACCAAGGCAAAUCGUCUGUCGAAGUUCAAGAAAAUCGUCAGCUUUGUUUUGUCAGCAGAUACAUGUCCAAAGGAAGCAUGAUCAGAGUUACUGAAGGGAAAGAACGUUUUAAAUGGCCCACUGUUUUCAAGAUAAUCCAAGGAAUAGCCGACGGUGUGCACUACAUGCAUAAGGAACGUGUUGUUCACUUGGAUCUGAAGCCAAAAUCGAUUCUCUUGGACGAUAAUAUGAUUCCUAAGAUCAAUGAUUUUGGUACAGCAAAGGAGUUAGGCCCUGAAGAUGUGAUCCGUCUCGGUGUGAAAACCUUACCUGGCCUGGAGAAGCGAUAUAGGGCUCCAGAACUAUCUCUAGAUGAACCUAGAGCGUCAACCAAGUCCGAUGUGUACUCCUUUGGUGUCAUGCUCCUUGAGACCAUUAGCCACAUGUGCGCUACAACAAAGGAACAUAACCGUCUUCCGAGUAGCCAUGAAGAAUGGAUUAAUAGGAUACAGCUACAGCCGGAAAAUGAAUUCACGAAUUUAUUCGACAAGAAACUGGUAACUGACCAGUACGUGGCGAUGGCAACAAAGUGUGUGCUUGUCGGGGUGCUGUGCUCUCUUCGUGAUCCCAAACACCGGCCGUCCAUGCAGCAGGUUGUUUCCAUGCUUGCUACGGGGGAAGCAGGCAGCACUAGGACAUCGCCGCAGGACAAGAAUCAAGGGUACACCGUUUUUACUCAAGACGUCCUGGAAACCCAGCAAGAGUUUGAUAUUGAUGCGAUCUCCAAGGCCCUGGGCAUCCAGCCUGGAGUCGCCGAGCUCCUGCUGCAGAACUACGACUGGUCGAUCGUAAGGGUGCAGACAGAGUGGCAGCAGCAGCAGCAAGACGACGACCGCCCCGACAAGCUCCUCAACGACAUGGGUCUGACAAUCGAUGCCGCCAUGAAGCCCGUGAAGCCGAGCACCCAAGUGAGGACCUGCAUGAAAUGCCGCGGCUCUUUCAACGCAGGGCUGCUCAUGUCGCCCGGCUGCUCUCACUACUACUGCAACGGGUGCUGGAGCACGCACCUGGAGGACGAGCUGGCGAACAAAGGCGUCCAGCACUACUUGCCGCUGCGGUGCCCGUCGUCGUCGUGCAAUGUGCCCGUCCUCCGUGAUCUCGUCAACAGACUGCCGGACGGUAGCAAGGGAAAGAAAUGGUACCUCAAGUUCCUGUUCGACUCCUACUUGGAUAACAGUGGCGGCAGGACAAUGUGGUGCCCUGCCCCAAAAUGUGGUCUUGCCAUCAUGUUUGACGACGACCGCAUCGGGGUUGCAAUGGACGUGGUCUGCAGCUGCGGCCACAGAUUCUGCUCCAGGUGCCACAGCUCCCCGCACAAGCCGAAGCCAUGCAUGCAUGCGCGCCUAGAGGCCACCAGGCCAUGAGGCGCGCGCACCAUGCACGUCCAACAAGUUUCAAUUCAUGCAUAUCCUGCUACCAAUGUGAGACCUAAGUUUUAUAUAUAUAUACUUCUUAUAUGUAAUUACAAUAAGGCGAUUGCAUGCAUGGAGUCUAGCUGGUCGGUUCGGCCUCGGCAUGCAUAUGCAUGGAAUGCGUGUGGCUAUUUCCUCUGUAUUAUCUCCUUUAAUUUCAGUAGCAAGAAGAUUAAACAGAAAAUUGCUGCGGGCAGUUC
Sorghum bicolor (sorghum) is the source of this 2526-nucleotide messenger RNA. RefSeq names its product G-type lectin S-receptor-like serine/threonine-protein kinase At1g61480. Gene Ontology annotation, molecular function: zinc ion binding; ATP binding; protein kinase activity. NCBI's taxonomy places the organism in Eukaryota, Viridiplantae, Streptophyta, Magnoliopsida, Poales, Poaceae. The transcript has 9 exons. The record is from RefSeq and is a predicted model, not a curated record. Bases 131 to 2278 code for a protein of 715 amino acids. Gene Ontology annotation, biological process: protein phosphorylation; cell surface receptor signaling pathway.